AUGUGGCCUCAGUUGGUCUUUAGAAGAUUUGGUAGUCAAUGGGUGCGGUUAUCACAGUGUUACCAGAAGCUUCCGCCUAAGCUAUCGCUAGUUUUACAAGGUUACAAUUCUAAGAAAAUAAGGUGCGGUCUGGUGUUGCCCAGUAACAAUGGAGGUUUACAGGGUGGAUCCGCAUUUUUGAGUGCUCUGCUGGCUGACGUUUACUCCCCUGACCAGACUUGGUUCCAUGUUUGGAGACAGAGGUACUUGCAGUACAAUUCACCCUCGACGGUUCUGGUAAAAUAUGGGAAUGUGUUUGAUAAGCAGUCUGGAAAAUUGGGAGGCGCGGAUGUGACUACUUUUAGUGUGCCCUCACCUUUCUUGCAGAAGCACGAUGUGGAGUUUUUAGAGGUUCAAUCUACGAAUCUACUGGAUGAUGAUGGAUGCCAUUUUUAUAUCAACCUACAACAAAAUGUUACGAAUACCAGCGCUCUUUACGAUUGGCCUACAGUUAAUCUCAAGCUGAAUCCGAAUAUACGGGAAUUGCCGUUACCAAUUGAAAACCAGUUAGAUCCCCAGUGGGCACUUGGAGCUACAUGUAAUUUUAUUAACGAUAAAAAAACCGUAGACGGGUAUUUGGAUGCAAUGCAAAGAUCGAAUUUUGCUAGUGUAAAGAAACAAUUGGAGAGUAAAUUACAAGACGUGGAUGGUAUAUUUCGAGAUUUACAAGCUAGCGUAUUGGAGAACAUCGCACGUAGAGAGAAUUUACACGAUCAGCAUAGAAAAUUGGUUAAUGAUAAAAGAGAGAUCUCGAUGAAGAUUCAAAGAUGGAGUGAAAGUGCACAUGCUGAGUUGCAAUCGAGCGUACUUCCCAAAUUGCAAGAAUUUGUUAAAAAUCAAUUAUCCAUAUGGAAAGUUUACGGCUAUUCUGAAAGUAAAUUACAGUUAAAACUUAUAAACAUGAUUACCGGACCUCUGCAUAACUUACAAAUGGUGAACUCUUUGAAUAGACUUAAGGGUGAGUUACAAAUCGAUGACAUGGAUAGCAAGAAUCUUGUCGAUACGGGGGAAAUUAAUCAUAGGGCUACUUCUUUACACAAGGAUAUUAACAAAAUCGUCUAUCAAAAUUUCUUACUUUUGCAAUUGCCAUUGAUACUAGUGGCUACAUUAGGUGUCGUUUCGGGAGAAUGCUCCUCUUUUUCCAUGGGGGCCCUCGCUUCAUUUGGUAUCGUCUUGGGAUUUAGUAGAGUAUUGGCAAUAUGGCAGUCUCUAUUAGAUAGCUAUGUGAAAAGAAUCCGAGAAACUUUAAGUUCAAAUAUCGAGAAUGAAAAAGUUGGCCUCAUCAAUGAGUAUCAAACUAGUUUUGCUACCAAGGAGAAAGACUUUGAAACCAAGUACGAAAUCUUCCGCUCCCUAGCUUCCUUCACCGAUUAA
This is a messenger RNA of Zygosaccharomyces rouxii, 1413 nucleotides long. RefSeq lists its product as uncharacterized. The record is from RefSeq and is a predicted model, not a curated record. Lineage: Eukaryota; Fungi; Ascomycota; Saccharomycetes; Saccharomycetales; Saccharomycetaceae. The transcript has a single exon. Bases 1 to 1413 code for a protein of 470 amino acids.